AUGCUCGGUCCAUUCCCCCGGAAUCGCAGGGCAUUCUACCUGGUACUGGUAUGCGCAGUAACUUCGAUAUGCUUCAUCAACCUCCUAGUCCUCACACAUACGGUCGACGACUCCGUGAUCCGCCUCCCUAAUCUGAGUCUCUUCACCGCAACAACAAACCCCGUGAUCGGAGAAUAUGCGCACGACGAACACCCUAUCGGCGAUCUGAUGAAGGAAGCAAAUCGAGAAUGGCUUGUGUAUGAUAAUAGUCGCUCAACGAACUUCCGCCGAACAGUCGCCAAAUACCGUGAGAAAUAUGGACGACACCCACCUCCAGGUUUCAAGGAAUGGUACAUGUUCGCCCGCAAAAAGAAGGCGCAUAAUGUGGACGAUUUCCAGCAGAUAACAGGCGAUCUGCGACCUUUCUGGGCGGUUCCUCCGGCGGAAAUCCGACAGAUGGCGGCCGGGCUACAAGCAAGUGACGGUAUUGCAGGUGUGCAAAUUCGCAAUAAGAAGGUCGUUCACUCCCCUGUUGAAGGGUGGAGAGUUGAAACACUGAGAGAAUCGAUUAAUCGCAUUGUUCAGUACCUCCCGGACAUGGAUAUUGCGCUCAAUAUCAUGGAUCAGCCACGAGUCAUGGUUUCAUUUGAGGAAACGCAGGAGUUCCUCCGCACCGAAGCUCUCACCAGAAGCUUACCCAACGAUGCGCAAGAUAGGUUCACGCCAGACAUGAACUAUCUAUAUAAGAAAGACUCCAAUAUCGAGGAACGUGCUGACCCAUCCUGGACCUCGAUCGCUGGAAAGCUAUACAUGGACUUCGCUAAAGAGUCCUGUGACCCUCACUCUCCCGCUCGGAAUGAAAAUUUCACUCUACAGGAUGCCGAUAAGCUAUACAAAUCCUCCUCGGGUGGGUUUGUCACUAACUUUACUGCCUCUUCUGAUCUUUGCACCGUUGGUCCUGUUCUUGGGAAGAACCACGGAUUUCUAUUCUCGGCAUCCAGCAACCUGAUCACCAGGAAGCUGAUGCCAGUCUUCAGCGAGUGCAAGGUUAGCGUGAAUAAUGACAUCCUUUUCCCUGCAAACAUGUAUUUCUUGGACGACAAGCGGUACGUAUACAAUUCGCGACAUGACUAUGAGUGGCAGGACAAAGCGGAUACCCUCAUCUGGCGUGGCGUCACUUCCGGGGGUGUUCAACUUGCGGAUAACUGGCAGCACAUGCACCGCCAACGCUUUGUGCACAUUACCAACGGCACUGAGAUGAGUUCAGAGACGGUCUCGAUACUUUCCGAGACAAAGCCGGGGCAGUAUCGUCCCUAUCCCAGUUUCAACCCAAGCAACUUUUCAUUGGACCACUUCGAUGUCGGCUUCACUGAGGCCUGGGGCUGCAUCCCGAACUGCUCCUUCUACGACGAUGUUUGGACUUAUAAAGAUCCCAAGGACUUCAGCGAGCAAUUCAAGGCAAAAUACCUCGUCGACAUCGACGGUCACAGUUUCUCUGGUCGGUGGCGCGCAUUUCAGCUCAGCAAAUCCCUGGGGAUCAAGGCAACUAUUUUCCGAGAAUGGCAUGACUCCCGGCUCUUCCCGUGGCGUCAUUUCGUCCCCAUGGACAAUCGCUAUGAUGACCUGUACGGGUUGAUGACCUACUUUCUCGGUUUGGACUCGCCAGCAUCCCCCGUCGAUGCACUCUCAGCCAGCGAGCCUCACAUGAAGAGUCAUGACUUCGAGGCCGAGGUGAUCGCAUCUCAAAGUCGGGAAUGGGCGCAGCAUGCCCUGCGCAACGAAGAUCUGGACAUCUAUCUCUAUCUUCUUCUCCUCGAGUACGGACGCAUCAUUGAUGACAAUCGUGAUAGCAUUGGGUACAGUGGCGACGGAAGUGAGCUGGACGACUUUGACGAUCAAUAUCCUUUUUCUCCGGCGAUACGUGAUAUCGUCACCCCUCCUCUUUCGUUCACUGAUGAACAAUGA
This is a messenger RNA of Penicillium coprophilum, 1944 nucleotides long. Its product is annotated as Lipopolysaccharide-modifying protein. The record is from RefSeq and is a predicted model, not a curated record. The transcript has a single exon. Lineage: Eukaryota; Fungi; Ascomycota; Eurotiomycetes; Eurotiales; Aspergillaceae. The coding region runs from base 1 to 1944 and encodes 647 amino acids.